Linum tenue is the source of this 296-nucleotide messenger RNA. NCBI's taxonomy places the organism in Eukaryota, Viridiplantae, Streptophyta, Magnoliopsida, Malpighiales, Linaceae. The record is from the annotation of a GenBank genome assembly.
UCCUCCCUUCCUUCUUCCUCCCCCGCCGUAUCUCAAUCCAUCUCUCCGACCCAAUUAAUUUCUUCGCCUGCGGCCUUUAAAAAGAAAACCCACCGCCGCCUCACUCUGCAUCCAAUUCAACAGAUAGAAAAAAUAUAUUUUCCGUCUCUCUUUCCCUUGUGCACUGAGUUUCAGGAUGAUCAUAGAGAUAACUGAAGCUUCAAGACUACAAAUAGAAGCUCAUAAGCAAUUACAACAACAGCUCGAGGUAAUUAGUGGAGAAAAGACAUCAAUAAUCUCGAUUCUGUUUUCUGUGC